Molecule: messenger RNA, 1755 nt
Organism: Triticum turgidum subsp. durum (durum wheat)
Lineage: Eukaryota; Viridiplantae; Streptophyta; Magnoliopsida; Poales; Poaceae
Source: the annotation of a GenBank genome assembly
AUGCAGCAGCAAGGCAAGAACCGGAACAGGAGAGCGAUCUGCUCGUCGGAUUUCUUUGCUUGGUCUGGACAUGGGUUGGGCAAGCGGCUGCUGCUCAGGGUCGCCGCGCUGUGCCACGGGAGUAGCAAGCUGCCGCCGCCGCCGGCUCCUCCGGCCAUGGCGGAAAUGCCGAGGGUGGAGAUGGCCGGCGACGGCCGCGUCGAGCACCUCGAGAAGUUCUCCCACUACGUCGCUCGGCAGAUUGGGUUCGAGGACGCGAGCGAGUGCCCCCACCUGUGCAAGGCGGCCAACAACUACCUCCGGCAGACCAACAACUGCAUGGCGGACGUCUACGGCCUCCUGGACGGCGUCCCGGAGGCCGACGCGCUCUACGUCAAGCUCGUCAACGAGCUGGAGAGAUGCAUCCUCGGCUACUUCGCCUUCCACUGGGACCAUUCCACCACCCUCGUCACCCAGGCCUUGACCGUGGACAGCGCCAACAAAAAGAAGCUGAGGAACGUGAUUCUGGAAGCUAACAGCAGGAAGCAACGGUUCGAGCGGAUCACGAAGGACCUCAAGGUGACGCGUGUGUUCUCCACACUGGUGCAUGAGAUGAAGGCCAUCGGCACGGUGACGGGGAUGAAUGGCGAGGAGGAGGCGCACUGCACCGACGUUAUGGCCCCGGUGGCGCACAGCGACCGGUCCCCGGUGCUGCUGCUGAUGGGCGGCGGCAUGGGCGCCGGCAAGAGCACCGUGCUCAAGGAGAUACUUCAAGAGCCGUUUUGGAUAGAGGCGGGGAAGAACGCUUUGGUGGUUGAGGCGGACGCUUUCAAGGAGACAGACGUGAUCUACCGCGCCAUCAGCUCCAUGGGCCACCACAACGACAUGCUUCAGACGGCAGAGCUGCUGCCCGAUCGACCGACCGACACUUUCUCCAACUGUAUGAAAGAUUGUAAGGGAACCCCCUACAGCAUAAUUGGUGCAACAAACCCAAAUUGCAAGUACCAAGCCUUGAACCUGGGUGCGUGUGCUAACACGCUGGGUGUAACACAACAGGUGCACAAGUCGUCGACGGACGCGGCGUCGUCGCUGCUGGUGACGGCGCUGAACGAGGGGCGCGACGUGAUCCUGGACGGCACGCUCUCCUGGGAGCCCUUCGUGGAGCAGACCAUCGCCAUGGCCCGGGCCGUGCACUCCCAGCGCCACCGCAUGGGCGUGGGCUACAAGGUGGACGAGGACGGCACCAUCACCGAGAACUACUGGGAGCCCGUCCCCAACGACCAGGACUUUGUCGCCGCCAACAGGGACCGGAAACCGUACCGGAUCGAGGUCGUCGGCGUCGUCUGCGACGCCUACCUCGCCGUCGCCAGAGGGAUCAGGAGAGCGAUCAUGACGGGGAGGGCGGUGAGGGUGAACUCGCAGCUCACGUCGCACAAGAGAUUCGCGGCGGCGUUCCAGAAGUACUGCCAGCUUGUGGACGGGGCCAAGCUCUACAGCUCCAACUCCUUGGGCUCUCCACAGCUGAUCGCGUGGAAGGGCGACAUCAACGGCAGCCUGCUGGUGGAGCCGCGCGAGAUCGACUGCCUGGACAAGGUGAGCAACCUCAACGAGGGCGCCACCUCCCUGCACGACCUCUACCCCGGCGGCGCCACCACCUGCGGCUCCCGCUCCAUCUGGGACGACAUGAUCGUCGCGCCGUCCCGCGCCACCGUCCAGCGAGAGAUCCGGGAGGCCAUCCGCUCCGUGGAGCCGACGGCAACGCCGACCGCCUUGUAG